Messenger RNA from Microbotryum saponariae, 4753 nucleotides. The record is from the annotation of a GenBank genome assembly. Lineage: Eukaryota; Fungi; Basidiomycota; Microbotryomycetes; Microbotryales; Microbotryaceae.
AUGUCGGCCAAGGUGCGUGAUCUUCGCUUAUCAAGUUUUGGCGACACGUCACGCCGACGAUGUCCUUCGUGGCUGGCCGGUUGGGUUGCGCGGAGUGACUGACAGCCCCAAAUCGCUUCGCCCCCCCUCCAUCAGCCUAUCCGCGAAUACGAUGGUCAGUGAGAGUGCUUAACUCAAUUAUGUGCCAUAGCAGCAUGGUGAUUGACGACUUCAAGCUCUGUCCUCUUGGUUCAUAUUCAGCCAAGUUGCUCUUGGCAUAUCAUCUCAAUCACGCUGCUCAGUUCGGCACGGAGUGCACGGUCAGACCCGGCUGGAAAGCCCCCAACACCCGUGUAGCCCAGGUAUGUCAUCGCUCGGGUUAUUCUUUUGCGUGUCGAGGAAUCCAUCGAAUGUAUCGAUCACUCUCUCGGGCUUCGAAACCGACAAUGCUUUUCCACCCAACGCCGGUCACAGGAGUCUCCUGUCCAUGCGAAGCGGGUCGGUCGGGGCCUCGUUGCUCGCAUGGUCUCACUAGCGUUGAGUUGCUUCUUCGUGUGUGCACAUGCUCUCAACGCAGUAUUGUGUGGGAGCACCUCACCUGAUCUUGUUCGGAUCGGGUUAGCUGCCUCGAGUCGAGAAGCGGGACCGGAGGAGAUGUUCCCUCUCCCCAACCCGCGUCGACUCUAUGAUUUGCCAUGGAACCGAUCACGCUCUACGGCCCACGAUGCCGAGCGAGCUCGUGAACAACCUAGUUUUAUUCAAUAUGCGCACCCAUUACCUUACUGACCUUUUUCACUUCGUCCUCUGCACCCUCCGGAUCUAGGUCCAAUGGGACCCGGCCACGGGCGACGUGACUCGCGACGAGGCGCUCCCCGCGUGGGUUUUCACGGACAAGCUCGUUGUCAAGCCCGAUCAACUCAUUAAGCGUCGUGGCAAGGCUGGCUUGCUGUAAGUCCAAUAUUUUGCGCUGCCCGGUCGCAGGAAGCCCACUGCCACUGCCACUGCCGGCCAGCUGAUUGGUAAGCUGGUCCUUCCUGGGAUAUUCGAAUCAGCGCUCUGAACAAGACCUGGGCCGAAGGCAAGCAGUGGAUCGCCGAGCGCGCCGGCAAGCAAGUUCAAGUGAGUUCGAUCAAUAAUUUUCCCGCUGGGUGCUUCGCCCAGGGCUGACUGUUCGUUUUUCACGCCGCUGGCCGUGCAGGUUGAGAAGACGACGGGCACGCUCAACACGUUCAUAAUCGAACCCUUCUUGCCUCACCCUGCCGGCUCGGAGUUCUACAUCUGCGUCAACUCUGUUCGUGAAGGCGACAUGAUACUCUUCACCCACGAAGGCGGUGUCGAGGUCGGUGACGUCGACGCAAAAGCCCUCACCCUCCUCGUCCCCGUCGGCGGCGAAUUGCCCGCCCGCGAUACCAUCAAGGCAGGCCUCCUCAAGGACGUCAAGACGGGCGAGGUCAAAGAAGCGCUUGUGGACUUCAUCGCCAGACUUUACUCGGUUUACGUCGAUCUCCACUUCGCUUAUCUGGAGAUCAACCCGCUCGUUGCGGUCGAGGUUGAAGGCAAGACCGAGAUUUACUAUCUUGACAUGGCCGCCAAGCUCGAUCAAACUGCGGAGUUCAUCGUCGGUCCGAAGUGGGCAAUCGCUCGCGAUCCUUCGAUCUUCAACCCCCAAGCCGUCGCGCAGAAAGUCAACGGCAAGAUUUUAGCCGAUCGUGGACCGGCGAUGGUCUGGCCGCCUCCCUUCGGCCGAGAUCUGACCAAAGAAGAGGCCUACAUCGCCAAGCUCGAUUCAUCGACGGGCGCCUCGCUCAAGUUGACGGUUCUCAAUGCCGAGGGCCGUGUGUGGACCAUGGUCGCUGGUGGUGGAGCCUCAGUCGUCUACUCGGAUGCGAUUGCCGCUCACGGCUUCGCUCACGAACUCGCCAACUACGGCGAGUACUCCGGCGCACCCACCACGAAUCAAACGUACGAGUACGCCAAGACAAUUCUUGACCUCAUGACUCGCGGCACGCCUCGCAGUGAUGGCAAGCUCCUGUUCAUUGGUGGUGGUAUCGCCAACUUUACCAAUGUUGCUGCCACCUUUAAGGGAAUCAUCGCUGCUCUCAAGGACUAUCAGCACAAGCUCCAGGAACACAAAGUCCGCAUCUUUGUUCGUCGCGGUGGCCCCAACUACCAGGAGGGUCUCAAGGCGAUGCGCCUGCUCGGUGAGACGCUAGGCGUAGAGAUCCAAGUUUUUGGCCCCGAGUCCCACAUCACCACUAUCGUCCCUCUCGGCCUCGGCAUUACCAAGACCGCCGCUUCGCUUGAGUCGCUUGCACCUGAAAUCCCUGCCGCUGGCACGCUCACUCCGAUCGCCCCCAGCUCGCCUUCGGGCAAAUCAGCCGCGCUCCCCGCGCAGCCUCCCCGCCAGCAAGCUGGCGCGCGUGAUGGCAUCGUUUCGUUCGACUCGAUACCCGUCGACGGCGAGCGACCUUGGUUCCGCCCUUUCGACGAGAGGACUCGCUCGCUCGUCUAUGGCCUUCAACCGCGAGCGAUUCAGGGCAUGCUCGACUUCGAUUUUGCCUGCGGCCGCGAGACGCCUUCCGUUGCCGCCAUGAUCUACCCCUUCGGUGGACAUCACGUUCAAAAAUUCUACUGGGGUACGCAGGAGACACUUCUACCCGUGUUCACCUCCGUCGCCGAAGCCGUCAGAAAGAGCCCCGACGCCGACGUUGUGGUCAACUUUGCCUCGUCGCGUUCCGUUUACUCGUCGACCCUCGAAUGUCUCGAGUUCCCUACUAUCAAGGCCAUCGCUCUGAUCGCCGAGGGUGUCCCUGAACGCCACGCACGUGAGAUUCUGCACCUCGCACAAAAGAAGAAGGUAACCAUCAUUGGUCCCGCUACGGUCGGUGGCAUCAAGCCGGGUUGCUUCCGUAUUGGAAACACCGGAGGGUGAGUCAAACGAUCUCUCUGAUUUGAUACAGCAACCACAUCUACUGAUGCCGAAUCCUCUUGGUUUGGUGCUUUACUCUUACAGUAUGAUGGAUAAUAUUCUCUCUUCCAAGCUCUUCCGAGCGGGAUCGGUCGCAUAUGUCUCCAAGUCCGGAGGUAUGUCGAAUGAGCUUAACAACAUUCUUUCGCUCACGACCAACGGCACCUACGAGGGCGUCGCAAUCGGUGGUGAUCGUUACCCCGGUACCUCCUUCAUCGAUCACCUUCUCCGAUACGAAGCGGACCCCAACUGCAAAAUGCUGGUGCUUCUCGGAGAGGUCGGUGGUAUCGAGGAAUACCGUGUCAUUGACGCGGUCAAGAGCGGUCAGAUUAAGAAGCCUAUCGUCGCGUGGGCCAUCGGAACUUGUGCCAAAAUGUUUACAACCGACGUGCAGUUCGGCCAUGCCGGCUCCAUGGCCAACUCGGAUCUCGAAACGGCCGAAGCCAAGAAUAACGCCAUGCGUGCCGCCGGAUUCAUCGUUCCUCCGACCUUUGAAGAUCUUCCUCGCGCACUCAAGACGACUUACGAAAAGCUAGUCGCCGACGGCACGAUCGUGCCCAAACCCGAGGUUGCGCCCCCUACGAUUCCCAUCGACUACAAGUGGGCACAAGAGCUCGGGAUGGUUCGCAAACCGGCGGCAUUCAUCUCUACCAUCUCUGACGAGCGCGGGCAAGAACUGCUCUACGCCGGUAUGCCCAUCUCGGACGUGUUCAAAGAAGACAUCGGCAUCGGUGGUGUCAUUUCCCUGCUCUGGUUCAAGCGCCGCCUGCCCCCGUACGCGUGCAAGUUCCUCGAGAUGGUGCUGAUGCUCACCGCCGACCACGGACCCGCCGUUUCCGGCGCAAUGAACACCGUUAUUACCACUCGUGCCGGCAAGGAUCUCGUCUCUUCCCUUGUGUCGGGUCUCCUGACCAUCGGUGACAGAUUCGGAGGUGCGCUCGAUGGUGCUGCCGCCGAGUUCAGUCGAGCCAUGGAUCUGGGCCUCUCGCCUCGCGAGUUUGUCGACUCGAUGCGCAAGGCCAACAAACUUAGUAAGCAUCGGUUCGUAACCCGCUCUUUUCGUAUCGUCUUCGACUGACUUGUUCGUCUGUUUUUAACAUGUUCAGUUCCUGGUAUUGGCCACAAAAUCAAGUCAGUAGCUAAAUAUUCUCUGUACACCCUCGCGCAGAAGCUGACAGAAGAAAAAUCUUCGCCGUCUUAGGUCGAAGACGAACCCCGAUCUUCGUGUCGAGCUGGUCAAGCGAUACGUGCACGACAACUUCCCGUCCACCAAGUUCUUGGACUACGCGCUCGCGGUUGAGGAGGUCACCUCUGCCAAGAAGGAUGUGAGUCAGCAGCUGUGGCAAUCAAUCGCCUGUCAGUGCCGUCCUGACCUCGUGUUCACCGGCGUCCCGUUUUUGCGCAGAGUCUGAUCCUUAACGUCGACGGAGGUACGGACUGUUUUUCCGGAUUUUUGAGCAAGCAUCAUCUGACACAUCCGGUUUGCUUCCACAGCUAUUGCCGUCUCAUUUUGCGAUUUGCUACGCUACUCCGGCGCUUUCAACGCGGAAGAGGCUGCCGAGUACAUGCAGAUUGGUACUUUGAACGCUCUGUUCGUGGCAGGCCGCACUCUUGGUUUCAUUGGUAAGCCCCUCUGCUCCCGGUACCUCGACCUGUCGAGUCCCGGCUUAAUGCUGUGCGCGCUUUGCAGGUCAUCACCUCGAUCAAAAGCGCCUCAAGCAGCCGCUCUACAGGCAUCCUGCGGACGACAUUUUCAUCACGCCGUUCGACCAAACGCGCGUGCUCGUCACUCAGCGUCAUGCCUGA